Molecule: messenger RNA, 1912 nt
Organism: Hyla sarda
Lineage: Eukaryota; Metazoa; Chordata; Amphibia; Anura; Hylidae
Product: zinc finger protein OZF-like
Exons: 2
Coding region: 66-1496 (476 amino acids)
Biological process (GO): regulation of transcription by RNA polymerase II
Molecular function (GO): RNA polymerase II cis-regulatory region sequence-specific DNA binding; DNA-binding transcription factor activity
Source: RefSeq, a predicted model, not a curated record
GUGAUGAGCAGUAUAAGGAGGACAUUCAUACAGGAAAAGAUCUGGAUAAUAUUAAUGCUACUGAUAUGAAGGAAGAAGAGACAGAUGUGAGCGGUGAUGAGCAGUAUAAGGAGGACAUUCCUACAAGUAACCACCCAUAUUCUUGUACCAGGAGAUCAGAGGAGAAUCUUAUAUCUUCAGAUUAUAAAGCAGAUGAUGAUAUCACACAAGAUACAUAUGAAGAACAUUCCAUUAUCCCAGAUACACCCUCAGCCCUUCACAGCCAAGAUCUGUCAUCUCAUCCUUAUAUACAGGUCCUGUCUUCUCAUUCAUCACAGGAUGUUCAGCAAAAAAACGGUCACAGAAGGGAUGUUGGACAUCAACGAGCUCAUACAGGAAAGAAACCAUAUUCAUGCUCAGAAUGUGGGAAAUGUUUUCCUUUUAAAUCACGUCUUGUUGUACAUCAAAGAAAUCACACAGGAGAGAAGCUAUUUUCAUGCUCAGAAUGUGGGAAAUGUUUUCCUUUUAAAUCCGGUCUUGUUGUACAUCAAAGAACUCACACAGGAGAGAAGCCAAUUUCAUGCUCAGAAUGUGGAAAAUGUUUUACUAGGAAAUCACAUCUUAUUCAACAUCAAAGAACUCACACAGAAGAGAAGCCAUUUUCAUGCUCAGAAUGUGGAAAAUGUUUUACUCGGAAAUCACAUCUUAUUCAACAUCAAAGAACUCACACAGGAGAGAAGCCAUUUUCAUGUUCAGAAUGUGGGAAAUGUUUUACUUUAAAAUCAAGUCUUGUUCAACAUCAAAGCGCUCACACAGGAGACAAGCCAUUUUCAUGUUCAGAAUGUGGGAAAUGUUUUACUCUGAAACCAAAUUUUAUUAAACAUCAAAGAACUCACACAGAAGAGAAGCCAUUUUCAUGCUCAGAAUGUGGGAAAUGUUUUACUGUAAAAUCAAGUCUUGUUCAACAUCAAAGAGCUCACACAGGAGAGAAGCCAUUUUCAUGUUCAGAAUGUGGGAAAUGUUUUACUGUAAAAUCAAGUGUUGUUCAACAUCAAAGAGCUCAUACAGGAGACAAGCCAUUUUCAUGUUCAGAAUGUGGGAAAUGUUUUACUGUAAAAUCAAGUUUGGUUCAACAUCAAAGAACUCACACAGGAGAUAAGCCAUAUUCAUGUUCAGAAUGUGGGAAAUGUUUUACUUUUAAAUCCGGUCUUGUUGUACAUCAAAAAACUCACACAGGAGACAAGCCAUUUUCAUGUUCAGAAUGUGGGAAAUGUUUUACUCUGAAACCAAAUCUUAUUCAACAUCAAAAAACUCACACAGAAGAGAAGCAAUUUUCAUGCUUAGAAUGUGGGAAAUGUUUUACUCAGCAAUCACAUCUUAUUCGACAUCAAAGAACUCACACAGGAGAGAAGCCAUUUUUAUGUUCAGAAUGUGGGAAAUGUUUUGCUCUGAAAUCAAGUCUUGUUGUACAUCAAAGAACUCACACAGGAGAGAAGCCAAUUCAGAGCAGUAAAUGAUGCAGAUAACACAUCUAUAUAUUAUCCAUGUACAUAGGAUAUCUGACAUUUAUACAUAUAUCAUAUACUGCAUCUCCAAACUUGUUACCAAUUGUUAAUAAAAGUUUUCUUUCUUAUAUUAUUUAUUAUUCUUAUAAUCAUCUCCGCACACUGGACUUAUAAUAAAUGUAAUAUUGUCCCUGACGUUGUAUAUAGGGAAUGUAACGUGUCAGUGUUGUCCCCGCCCCCUUCUCAUUAUGAUUAUAGAGACUUUAAUUCAAGGCAUCAGACAGGAUCCGCGCGUCUCCCUUGAAGAUCGUCUCUUCUGAACAUAAGACGCUGCAGAUACUUUUAUUUAUCACAAACCCUAGACCAGCGUUUCCCGUCUUGACGUCUAUUUUCGGUCUCAAAUCUUAAAAUCCAUUUUUCUAUAUGAG